AGACCCCCCUAGAGACCUGCUCUGCAGUUUUACUCUCUCUCUUUCUCUCUCUCUCGUGAAUUCAUUUCGCUUGGAUCUCAGGUGGUGCAGUGUAAUUGAAGUGCAGCCAUGGAUGAAGAAUACGAUGUAAUAGUUCUUGGAACAGGUCUGAAGGAAUGCAUUCUGAGUGGCAUCCUCUCUGUCAAUGGCCUCAAAGUAUUGCAUAUGGAUAGAAACGACUACUAUGGAGGGGAAUCAACCUCUCUUAAUCUCAACCAGCUUUGGAAGCGAUUCAGGGGUGAUGACAAGCCUCCAGAAAAUUUGGGUUCAAGCAAAGACUAUAAUAUUGAUAUGAUCCCUAAGUUUAUGAUGGCCAAUGGUGCCUUGGUUCGGGUUCUCAUCCACACUAAUGUUACCAAAUACCUGAAUUUCAAGGCUGUGGAUGGUAGUUUUGUGUACAACAAAGGGAAGAUUCACAAAGUACCAGCUACUGACGUGGAAGCACUUAAAUCCCCACUAAUGGGACUAUUUGAAAAACGCCGUGCUCGGAAAUUCUUCAUUUAUGUGCAGGACUAUGAUGAAAAUGAUCCAAAAUCUCAUGAAAAAAUGGACCUCCGCAAAGUCACAGCAAGAGAAGUUAUUUCGAAGUAUGGACUUGAUGACAAUACGGUUGACUUUAUUGGACAUGCAUUGGCAAUGUAUACAGAUGACAAGUACUUGGAUAAGCCGGCUCUGGAUUUCAUAAAAAAAAUGAAGUUAUAUGCAGAGUCUUUAGCACGUUUUCAGGGAGGAUCUCCUUAUAUUUAUCCCCUUUACGGGCUAGGAGAACUACCUCAGGCAUUUGCUCGUCUGAGUGCUGUUUAUGGUGGUACCUACAUGCUCAACAAGCCAGAAUGCAAGGUAGAGUUUGAUGAAAAUGGAAAAGCUUUUGGUGUGACAUCAGAAGGAGAAACUGCAAAAUGCAAAAAAGUUGUAUGCGAUCCUUCAUAUUUGCCUGACAAGGUAGGAACAGUUGGUAAAGUUGCUCGUGCAAUAUGUAUAAUGAGUCAUCCCAUCCCAAACACCAGUGAUUCUCACUCAGUCCAGGUUAUUCUACCUCAGAAGCAACUUGGGCGUAAAUCAGAUAUGUAUUUGUUCUGCUGUUCUUAUUCGCACAAUGUAGCUCCAAAAGGGAAAUACAUUGCUUUCGUUACAACAGAAGCAGAGACUGAUAACCCUGAGAUGGAAUUGAAGCCUGGCAUAGAGCUCCUUGGCCAAGUAGAUGAGAUAUUUUUUGAUGCAUAUGACAGAUAUGAGCCAGCUAACAAGCAAGAUGAAGAUAAUUGUUUCAUAUCAACUAGUUAUGAUGCAACAACACACUUUGAAUCUACGGUUGAAGAUGUGAUUGCAAUGUACAGCCGGAUAACUGGAAAGAAUCUUGACCUAACAGUGGAUCUGAGUGCUGCAAGUGCUGCUGAUGAAGAAUGAAAUAUUGGGGCAUUUUAACAGUUGUUGCACAGAUCUUUGCAAGAGACUGAUUGCCUUAUUCAGUCAUCAGAAUCCUACCCUCCAGUUCUGUGCUGGAAGUUUAUUUGUUUCAACUCGAAUAAAUUAUUGGAUAUUUUCCUUCAUAAAUUUUUAUAGCUUUUGCAGAUUGUGUGGCCAAAAGGACCGGAAGAGAACGUGGUGUUUAUAAUUUUUAUCUUUAUUCCCUGCC
Molecule: messenger RNA, 1675 nt
Organism: Vitis riparia (riverbank grape)
Lineage: Eukaryota; Viridiplantae; Streptophyta; Magnoliopsida; Vitales; Vitaceae
Product: guanosine nucleotide diphosphate dissociation inhibitor At5g09550
Exons: 13
Coding region: 109-1446 (445 amino acids)
Biological process (GO): vesicle-mediated transport; protein transport; small GTPase-mediated signal transduction
Cellular component (GO): cytoplasm
Molecular function (GO): Rab GDP-dissociation inhibitor activity
Source: RefSeq, a predicted model, not a curated record